GUUCCUGCUAAGUCCACCCGGGCCUAGCUUCCCCCAACCCCAGUGCAGGCCCGAGUGAGAGGUUCCGGAGCCCGGGUGCGGGCGGGAUUUCGGCGUGGACGCUGCGGGCCAUCCCGCCCCAGGCCGCUCCGCACUGCCUCGGGAGCUUCAGCUGCCCCAUGGUGUGCAGUUCCACAGAUAAGAAUUUCAAGAAAAUCAGAUGGCAUCCGGGGAUUUCUGCUCACCUGGAGAAGGAAUGGAAAUACUCCAACAAGUGUGCAGCAAACAGCUUCCUCCUUGUAACCUGAGUGAAAAGGACCUGUUACAAAACCCACACUUCAGCAAGCUGCUGCUGAGUCUCGCACAACACGUAGACGAGAGUGGCUUAAGCCUCACCCUGGCAAAGGAGCAGGCUCAGGCAUGGAAGGAAGUCCGACUGCAUAAAACAACAUGGUUGAGGUCUGAGAUUUUACAGAGAGUCAUUCAAGAGCUGCUUGUGGACUACUAUGUGAAGACACAAGACACAAAUUUAACUUCUGAGGACAAAAAGUUUCACGAGACCCUUGAACAGCGGCUACUCGUGACUGAACUGACGGGGCUGUUAGGGCCCAGCCGGGAGAAGGAAAUGCCUCCGCUGCUAGGGGUGGAGAAAGCCGACCUUCUGGAGCUCAUGCCCCCCUCAGAGGAUUUUGUGUGGAUGAGAGCUCGGCUCCCGCUGGAAGUAGAGGAGCAGCUCAAGAAGAAAUGUUUCACCCUGCUGUGCUACCAUGACCCCAAUUCAGAUUCAGACAGUGAAACCUUGAAGGCGGCAAAGGUGUGGAAACUGGCAGAGAUCCUGGUGGGUGAGAAGCAGCAAUGCCAGGAUGCCAAGAGCCAGCAGCAGGAGCAGAUGGUGCUGCUGGAGAAGAAGAGUGCCACCUACUCCCAGGUGCUUCUCCGCUGCCUAGCCUUGCUGCAGAGGCUUCUUCAAGAGCACCGGCUUAAGACUCAGUCUGAGCUGGACCGCAUCAAUGCUCAGUACCUAGAGAUCAAGUGCAGUGCCAUGAUCCUUAAGCUGAGGAUGGAGGAGCUAAAGAUCUUGUCUGACACUUACACUACUGAGAAAGUGGAAGUUCAUCGUCUCAUUAGGGACCGUUUGGAGGGGGCCAUCUGCCUACAAGAGCAGGACAUGGAGAAGUCCCGACAGGUCCUAAGCACCUAUGAGGUCCUUGGGGAGGAGUUUGACAGGCUGGUAAAAGAGUACACUCAACUCAAGCAGGCAACUGAGAACAAGCGCUGGGCCCUCCAAGAGUUUAACAAGGCCUGCCGCUGAGCGCUGGCUGGUGGGGGUCUGGAGGUGGACUUCUGCUCCGGUGCUGCCUCCCCCUCCUGCCAAAAGGACCACCUCCACCUGAGGCCCACCUUCACUCCGGAAGUGUGGGGACACUUGCUUGAAGCCCUGCAGUGGUUUAGGCACCGUCCUGGUUUUUCUUCCUUGUUUACAGUGACUGAGUCUCUUCUGGGAAAUGUAACAGAUUUAUAUAAUUUUAUGUGCAACUAUUUGUCAGUGUCAGCCCUAUAGGAUAUUUGAUUACCUCCUGAAUAAAGUGAUGAUGCUUC
Molecule: messenger RNA, 1578 nt
Organism: Lynx canadensis (Canada lynx)
Lineage: Eukaryota; Metazoa; Chordata; Mammalia; Carnivora; Felidae
Gene: HAUS4
Product: HAUS augmin like complex subunit 4
Exons: 10
Coding region: 200-1291 (363 amino acids)
Biological process (GO): spindle assembly; centrosome cycle
Cellular component (GO): HAUS complex
Molecular function (GO): microtubule minus-end binding
Source: RefSeq, a predicted model, not a curated record